AUGCCAGCACCACCCAAAUCCUACCUCCCCAGCUUCGCUGCCUUCAUGGCCGCCGGUUUCACAUACACAUACAUCGUCGCGUCGCAAGAAGGGGCAGCCGUCGACGGCGCACGCACACGAUGGCAGCAGCAGCACGCCAGUGCGCGGAACGUGCUUUCAGGCGGGAUG
This is a messenger RNA of Dothidotthia symphoricarpi CBS 119687, 168 nucleotides long. RefSeq lists its product as uncharacterized. The record is from RefSeq and is a predicted model, not a curated record. Lineage: Eukaryota; Fungi; Ascomycota; Dothideomycetes; Pleosporales; Dothidotthiaceae. The annotation marks the transcript as partial. The transcript is spliced from 2 exons.